Messenger RNA from Diprion similis, 1014 nucleotides. RefSeq names its product transcription initiation factor TFIID subunit 11 (gene Taf11). Gene Ontology annotation, cellular component: transcription factor TFIID complex; nucleus. Gene Ontology annotation, biological process: RNA polymerase II preinitiation complex assembly; transcription initiation at RNA polymerase II promoter. Lineage: Eukaryota; Metazoa; Arthropoda; Insecta; Hymenoptera; Diprionidae. Bases 283 to 999 code for a protein of 238 amino acids. Gene Ontology annotation, molecular function: protein heterodimerization activity; transcription coactivator activity. The transcript is spliced from 6 exons. The record is from RefSeq and is a predicted model, not a curated record.
UAUGAUCAUGUCGACAAUUUGUUGAUGUGGAUUUUCCUCUGUUAGUCCUUGAGAGUCUUUGUCAUUGAUAUUUGGCGCUCCUUUCGUUACCGCUGGUUGUUGUAAUUUCGAAGAAAAAAACGUCGCAAGGCAGAUCACGCAGCUCGUGACGUCAUUCGUGCAGUAAACACUCUCGUCCUGUCAAACCAGUCAAUAUCGCACUACAAUAGCGGUUAAAAUCAAAUUAUAUUCAGGCUUUAGGACGCGGCAGCUGACCGGACUGUUGGCAUUAAAAACAUCGAUAUGGAUAAUAUUUUUGGUAAAGAUGAUUCUGGGAACGAAAGCGAGCUUGUUGAUAUUGAAGAUAAGGAGAGCCCGUCUAGACCCUCGGGAACUAGAGACAGCGACGGCAUGGAUAUUGACGACGUUCCAUUGAAGGUGCACGGUAACGAACCUGACACUUCAAGUCAGAAUUCACAAUCAGACACGGAAGAGCCAAGUUCCCAACAAGUUAGUAGCGGAAUGUUAUUAAAUGACCAUACGGACUUGAAAAAUGAUCCAGAGAGCCAAGACGAACACGAAGACAUUUUUGGAAAUGAUAUAAUGCUCCCACAUUCGGUACCGAUGAAAAUAGAAGGAAGAAGAGAAAGUAGAGAAAAGAGUAAAAAAGAACUAGAGGAAGAAGAACGAGAGAAAAUGCAGGUUUUGGUAUCAAAUUUUACGGAAGAUCAAUUGGACAGAUACGAGAUGUACAGGAGAGCUGCAUUCCCCAAAGCAGCGAUCAAAAGAAUUAUGCAGACAAUUACAGGCUGCUCGGUAUCUCAAAAUGUCGUAAUAGCCAUGUCAGGUAUAGCCAAGGUGUUUGUUGGCGAAAUUGUUGAGGAAGCUCUGGAUGUGAUGGAAACUCACGAAGAAACGGGCCCACUGCAACCAAAACAUUUGAGGGAAGCGGUACGUAGAUUACGACUUCAGGGACAAAUACCAAACGGUCGAGCACAAAAGGCAUUUUUCAGACUUUGAGUAAAGCAUGGGCUC